CCGAGUGAUCGCUGUCACGCUUCCUAACCCGCCUUGCGAGCCGCGGUGCUCGGCUUGUCCCGCCUGCCCCUGGCCGUGACCAGCACCGGAAAGUUCAUUGCUGGUAUGGCUCUGCCACCUCCAGACCCACAGUUUGUGCUCAGAGGCACCAGUGCUGCAGUCCACGCGCUGCACUUUUCCUGUGGAGACCAAGAACCUGAUGUUCCCAUUCUUUUCUCUGGGUCUGAGAGUGGUCUUAUCCAUGUCUGGAACCUGAAAACACGCAGAGUGGACACAGCACUAGAUGGCCACGGAAGAAACUCUGUCUACUGUGUGGAGACGAUGGGUAGUAAAGACAAACUGCUCAGUCAGGGUCGUGACCAGAGGAUCUGCUUGUGGGAUUUAGCAGAGGGGCGGACGUCGGUGCUGGAUUCUGUCUUCACAGAGAAUGUGGGAUUCUGCAGGUGCUCUCUGUUAAAGAUGGCACAGGGACGCUGGCUAAUGGCCAUGGCCUCCAAAGCCCUGGCGGAGGUUCAGGUUUUGGAGCUGCCAUCCAAGACAUCAGUCUGUACCUUGAAGCCAGAGGUGGGUGCCAAGCUGGGCAUGCCCAUGUGUCUGAAGUUAUGGCAGGUCAGCUGUGGUUCACAACCUUUGCUUCUGGCUGGCUAUGAAGAUGGAUCAGUGGUCCUUUGGAAUCUGUCAAUGGGAAAAGCAUUGAGCCAACUUGCUUGCCACCAGGAGCCAGUGAUGAGCCUUGACUUUGACUCGGAGAGGACCAAGGGGAUCUCGGGCUCAUCUGAAAAGGUGCUUAGCAUCUGGAGCCUCAAUGAGCAACAGAACCUCCAGGUUUACAAAACACACAGACUUGUCAAUGCUGGCAUAUCUGAUGUCACCAUCCGUCCAGACAGGAAGAUUUUAGCAACAGCAGGGUGGGAUCAUCGCAUCAGGAUCUUUGGCUGGAAAAAAAUGAAGCCCCUAGCAGUCUUGGACUACCACACAGCAACCAUCCAUUGUGUGUCCUUCUCAGAUCACAGCCAGCCCAGUGAGAGACUGCUGGCAGCCGGCUCAAAAGAUCACCGCAUCAGUAUCUGGUCAAUAUAUACUCAGACGUGAUGUGUUCUGCACUGCUGGACUAAGAAAACAGGACUGGUGAAGCAAUUCUUUACACUGGAAUUAACACCUGGAUGUGGGAAUGCAGUAGAAUGUAUUUCCAGAGUGAAGUAAGAGUCCUCAGUUACUUUUUACACUUCCUUGUUCAAACUGCUUGUUUUCUAGAGAGGAAAAUGGAUUCUGACAAUUCCCAACAAGGACCCAGAACAAGCUGCUGUGACUUCUGCUACAGGCUUUGUAACAGCUUUUCUGUGGCAGGUUGCUUUAAAAGCCUGCACCAGUAUCUUCUUUUGUGAAAAAGGACUGGAAUCCUUCAGACUGUGGUGGGGGGCAGAAUCCAUCUGUUUGUAAGUCAUUUAUGUAUCAAAGAAUCUGAACCAGUGUAAAAUAUCUCUCUUUGUUGAAAAUUUAUACACAUUACACUACCUCCAGUGGUUUCUCAUUGUCAGUUACUUUUUCUUCCCCAUAACUGAAAGGCUAUCAGAACAACCUUGAUUUGUUCACACUUCUGUCAGUUUCUAACUUAAACCAACAGUCAGGAAUGUGACUAGGGACGGCCUUUGGCAUUUAUGAAUUUCAUUACAUCUCCUGUCACCUCCAGCCUCUCAAUUAAUCACAAGAAAGAAAGAGGAAAAAAAAGAAAGAAAUCUUCCCCUGCACUGCAAAGCUAAGUAAAGCCUUUUAUAGUGCCAGUGCUAAAUCCUUUCCAUAGACUGACUAGCUGAAGGAUUUAAACUCAGCAAUCCAAUUAGCACCCUUCUCCUUAGAGAGUUAAGGGUAAGUUUCAGCAGGGCCAAGUCUGGGAUUCAGCUACACAGCUUCCAUUAACAUUUAGGCAACUGCAUGGACAACUGUGCAAAUGGCUCCAUUAACUUGGCAUCUCUACGGCCAGGGAAGCUGAAAUUCAUUCGCGAAGGGUUUUUUGUUUGAAUGCUGAAGCAGCAUUUGCGUUCCUUGGAAGCCCCUUAGCCAUACAGCAGCCUGCUCACAAGGCCCAGUUUGUUCAAAAGGAGCUUUACAAGCUGAAGUGUUCUGUGUCCAGGCUGUGCACUGCUGAUACUUUACUGGAAGUACUUGUUUCUGCCUCUGUACAGAGCUGGACAUCAAAGAAAAAGUCGCCAGAAUCAAAAGCCCUUAGAAAUUAUUUCAGGGAAAACACACAAGCAAGUGAAGGCCUGGGUCUGCUCUCCAGCUGUGCUGUACAGGCAGAGAAUACGCUGGACUAGAAGCCUCAAGCACCAAGCCUGAUGUUCUUUCCAUUAAAACACAGACACAGGUUGCUUGUGGCCUCACACAUAUUGGAGUGUGCUGACACUUUAAAUAAUGCAUUUCUUUGAUUAUUUCUUUACUGUUCAGUAGCUGCAUGCAGGAUCACAUUGCAAUUGGAAGCCAAAGCCUAAUUUUGAGCAAUCCUGAGUUAAGGGGAGGUGCUGGUGUUCAUUACAUCUACCAGACAG
Molecule: messenger RNA, 2546 nt
Organism: Dryobates pubescens (Downy woodpecker)
Lineage: Eukaryota; Metazoa; Chordata; Aves; Piciformes; Picidae
Gene: GNB1L
Product: G protein subunit beta 1 like
Exons: 7
Coding region: 106-1092 (328 amino acids)
Molecular function (GO): protein binding
Source: RefSeq, a predicted model, not a curated record